UCCGCCCGUCGCGAGUAAAGUCCUGUUCUUUCUAGAUCUUUUGCAAUAAAAGUGUUUACAAUAUUGUAAAAAGUGUCAUCUUGUUGAUAAAAAAUAGAAAAAUUGAAGGAUCUUGUUGUAGUGCUCUUGCUUCCAGCUUUUUUGUAGUCGAGUAAAAAUCUUGGAAGUGAAAAGUCCCGAAAAAGACAAUCAUGGCAAGAGGUGCUUUGAAGAUUACAUUCUUAGUACUAACUCUAUGUUCGGGUGACGUACUAUGUCAGCUAUUUCAGUUAUUUGGUGCCAAUCCAAGCCGAUUUGCGAGUGAAAGGUAUAUGCGAAGUAGAUUUCAUAUGGCUGCAAGAAAACUUGGUUUGAACUCAUCAGUUUCUGAAAACUCAGAUGCUCUCGACUUCGUAGCAAUGGUAGACGAACACGAUUACCCCGUAGAAGAGCACUUAGUGACCACAGAGGAUGGCUAUGAAUUACACGUACACCGAAUUCCUGGCAGUCCGGAUAAACCAAAGGCACCAGGAAAACCAGUCGUUUAUUUUCAGCAUGGAUUAUUCUCAUCUUCAGAUCAAUGGAUUCUCAUGGGCCCGGAGUCUGAUUUCUCGUACAUGUUAGCCGACGCCGGCUAUGAUGUUUGGCUGGGCAAUAUACGUGGAAACACAUACUCCCGCUCGCACGUCAAGCUGUCACCGGACUAUGACGGAGAAUUCUGGAACUUCAGCUUUCACGAAAUUGCUUUGUUCGACAUACCAGCAACGAUCGACUACAUAUUAAAGGAAACGCAGCAGCCCUCGUUGAUUUACGUGGGCCACUCAAUGGGUGGAACCAUAAGUAACGUUUUGCUGUCCACCAAACCCGAGUACAACGAAAAAAUCAAACUAGUGAUUAAUUUGGCGACGACUGUUACAUGGCUCUCACCUCAUCAACCCACCGUAGAACUAAUUCUGCACCACGCCGACUCUAUAAAGGGUGCCUUGAACAAUAUGAAAAUUUACGAAUUACUUUCAUUAAGCGCAGCGACACCGAGGAUGAUAACCACCUUAUGCGGAGAAAAAAGCAUGUUCCGCCAACUUUGCGCGAUAUUUCAAAUGGAGUCCAUUCAAUCGGAUGUUAACAUGUGGCACAACUGGAUUUCCUCUUUUCCCGCGGGAACGUCGGCUCAAUCGGUCUUACACUACCUUCAGAAUAUAGAGUCAGGUAAUUUUGUAAUGUACGACUUUGGAGAGAAAGAAAACUCUCUGAAGUACGGACAGCCAGAGCCACCAGCUUAUGACUUGAGCAACAUAGUUGCACCCGUAGCUUUGAUUUAUGGGGAAGGAGAUUCCAUUAUUGCACCAGAUGACGUGAUUGAAUUGUCGAAACGACUACCGAACGUCGUGACGAUAGAAUCGGUACCUGAUCCGAAGUUUGGCCAUUUGGAUUUUGUAGUAGCUCAAGACAUAAAAAAACUGCUGAACAAUCGCCUCCUGGAAAUUAUGGAAAAUUCACUCAAGCAGUGAGGGGGUUACACAAUAAUAUUGUUAAGAAGAAAUCGAUUUUUCUUAGCUUUGUAUAAAAAA
This is a messenger RNA of Copidosoma floridanum, 1547 nucleotides long. Its product is annotated as lipase 3-like. The record is from RefSeq and is a predicted model, not a curated record. Gene Ontology annotation, molecular function: hydrolase activity, acting on ester bonds. NCBI's taxonomy places the organism in Eukaryota, Metazoa, Arthropoda, Insecta, Hymenoptera, Encyrtidae.